Molecule: messenger RNA, 1455 nt
Organism: Linum trigynum
Lineage: Eukaryota; Viridiplantae; Streptophyta; Magnoliopsida; Malpighiales; Linaceae
Source: the annotation of a GenBank genome assembly
CUCGUUCAUUCUCAUGUGGAUGUAAAUUCUCUUAAAUAAAAAAGAAACUACGUGCAUGUAUGAAUUACGAUACGUAUAUGCAUGUAAGUCGUAAGAAUUUAGAGUUGCAUGUUGAUUCAAAAAUACGUUCAAUACUUGGGCAAAAUUAGUGCAUGUGAUAUUAUCAAUAUUCAGACGGGAAAAAUAAAAUAUGAUUUAACUAUAGAAUGAAAAAAUAAUUGCCACUAUCCCAUAAAAAAAAAAAACAAUUGCCACUAGAUAGUGUAUUCUAGUUCCAAACCUAGUAAAUCCAAGAAAUUUAUAUACGUACAUACAUGACCUAGAAAAUGACUUAUAUUUUGUUCUUAUUAGCAAGACCAUUAAUCAGAAAAUGACAUCUUACAAAAAGACCGCUUUACUUUUCCUUCACUUUGUCAAUCUUUUCAAUUACUUUUUUUUUUCCCCACCUUCCAGCUGCGAUGGGAGAUGGGUUCAUGGCCCGUGACAUCACGAUCAUAAACGACGCCGGUCCAACCAAGCACCAGGCCGUGGCGCUCCGGGUCGGGUCGGACCGGUCCGUCAUCUUCCGGUGCUCCAUCCAGGGCUACCAGGACACACUCUACGCGCUGUCCAAGCGCCAGUUCUACCGCGAGACCAACGUCUACGGCACCAUCGACUUCAUCUUCGGCAACGCCGCGGCCGUGUUCCAGAGCUGCAGCCUGUACUCCCGCAAGGGCGGUUCGUACCCGAACAACUUCGUGACCGCCCAGGGCCGGUCCAGCGAGUACCAGAACACGGGGUUCUCGAUCCACAACUGCCGGGUCGAGGCCGCCCCGGACCUCCCCGCGGGGUCCGGGUCCACGUACCUGGGCCGGCCCUGGAAGGAGUACUCGAGGACCGUGGUCAUGCAGUCCCAGCUGGGGGGACACAUCAACCCGGCCGGGUGGUCCGCCUGGUCCGGUGGGUUCGCGCUCAAGACCCUUUACUACGCGGAGUACCUGAACUCCGGACCAGGGGCUGGGACUUCCGGCCGCGUCGGAUGGCCCGGGUACCACUCUGCCCUGGCACCUGCCGAUGCGGGGAAGUUCACCGUCGGGCAGUUAAUCACGGGGAACUCCUGGCUGCCGUCGACCGGAGUCUCGUUCGACUCCGGUUUGAUUGGUUAAGCAAACAAUGGGACCAUAGUUUAGGGUAUAUUUUCUUUCAUGGAUUGGUUUUUUUUUUUUUUUUACAUUUCUAACCCUGUAUUUUUACUUCCUUGUCUAAAGGGAUUAUUUGAGCAUGAAUAUAUAUGUUCAUAUGUAACUGUACAUAUAUUAUAUAUUUCGUGCUUAUCAUUUACAAACGAUUAGAAGAAUAAUAGCUCGCGGGAACGACAAACCUUUAUGUCAUUCGUCUUCUAUUCUUGUUGUGGAACACCAAAGUCAACAAGGUCUUCUCCAAUACUAAGGGCAUUGAUAAAAUUUAAUAUUCACA